UAGAAUCCUCAAACCAAUCAACCACCAUCCAUCACCGGAGAGCAGAGCAAGGAAAUCUGUGGACGUUCUGCCCGUCCACCAAAUCCCUUCAGCGCGCCGCCUCCCUCGCCCGCGAGGACUCUGCGGAUCUCUCAGCGGCAGCAGCAAGCAGAGCGGAGAGAGCAAUCCGCCAUGGCCAUGGUCGCCUCCACCUCCAUCGCUUACCACAAGCCGCGUUUGUCGGUGGUGUGCAGGAAGAAGGACCGGGACAGGGAGCUGGAGCGGGAGAAGGAGCACAAGUACCCCUUCAAGGUCGUCGAGAUCACGCCGCCGCCGCGAUGCCUCGGCGUCCGCUGCUUCCCCACGAACAUCCACUGCGGAGAGAGCGUGACGAUCGAAGGGCAGGCGUACACCGUGUCGGCGGUGACGCACCGGUACCAGCUGCGCAAGGGGCGGUACGAGCCGAGCGAGAAGCGCCUCGACGUCCUCUCCACCGGCAGAUAUAUCCUCAACCUCUACCUCGACAACCUCCUCGACAAGUCCUAGACUCUCUAUGCUCUACUCUAUACUACUAGUAUAAAUUUAUUUAUUCUACUACUCCAGCUAAUUUAUUUAUGCCUCUACUGUACGCUACUUCUGUGAAGGCCGCGCACGCAUGCACGCAUUUGGUCCUAUACUCUUUGUGCCCAAUGAUCACCUUAUGGGCAAUAUGAGGGGCAAGGAGAAAGGCCGUGUAUGAGGAUAUUUUUUAAAGUCCUUUGUCAACACAUAUCUUUAUCAAGUCAUAUUUGAAUGAUCUUGAAGUGAA
Molecule: messenger RNA, 787 nt
Organism: Triticum dicoccoides
Lineage: Eukaryota; Viridiplantae; Streptophyta; Magnoliopsida; Poales; Poaceae
Exons: 3
Coding region: 172-525 (117 amino acids)
Source: RefSeq, a predicted model, not a curated record